Panicum hallii is the source of this 887-nucleotide messenger RNA. Its product is annotated as probable F-box protein At1g44080. NCBI's taxonomy places the organism in Eukaryota, Viridiplantae, Streptophyta, Magnoliopsida, Poales, Poaceae. Bases 151 to 717 code for a protein of 188 amino acids. The transcript has a single exon. The record is from RefSeq and is a predicted model, not a curated record.
AGUGCUGUCUCUCCGACGCGCCCACCGCGCCAUCGUGCGUCAUGCUCGUGUUGGACACAAAGAAGCCCAAGUUCCUGUACUGCCGCGUCGGUGACAGCCUCUGGUCUGUGCAUGAGUACGACAUCGGCAACGUGAAGCUGCCACCCGAGUAUGCGCCGCCAAGAAAGCUCGUCAUCCAGCAGACGGCGGCGGUGGACGGAAAGUUCUAUUUCGGAGAGACCGGAAAAGCUGGGGGUCAUCGAUUUCUCGCCGGCAACGCCGGAGUUCAGCUACGCCGACCGCCCGUGCCCCGAGUUCCCGGAUGGAUCCAACUGCCUCAGCGAGCUACUGGUGGAGUCACGCGGAGAAUUGUUCAGCGUCUACAUCUGUCUCAAGGGAUUCACACCCGAGAUCUUGACGGUGCGCGUCUACAGGAUCUAUCUAUCAGGCCGGCCAACUCUUUCCAAGGUGGACGACUUGGGCGAUAGGGUGCUCCUAUUGAGUUACACCAACGUGCAGCUACUGUGCUCGGCGAGCAAGUAUGGGGUCAAGGGGAACCGCGUCUACUUCAACCACAAUGUAAUGGGUGACAUGGACGGUGGGCUGCUAUGCAUCUUCGACUUAGACGAACAGAGCUUGAAGACUCUGCGGUCGUGUCCAGAGAUGGCGGAGCUUCUGCGCAAUCCUUUGUGGAUGCUGCCAACUGAUCAAGACAGCACCCGCGGCGCGGAUAAGUAGUAGCGAGAACUAGUCUCUACUUAAGAAAAACUCCAGUCUCUAGGGAAUAGCAAUAAGGCCAGCAUCAAGCAUGUUCUAACCUUUCCGUGUUGCUUCAUAGUAGUCGUCUUUAUCAAUUUCUUCGAGUGGUGACUACAUUGUUUGCCUUAAACAUUUUCGGUGUUAUAAUA